Molecule: messenger RNA, 9517 nt
Organism: Salvelinus fontinalis (brook trout)
Lineage: Eukaryota; Metazoa; Chordata; Actinopteri; Salmoniformes; Salmonidae
Product: zinc finger protein 692-like
Exons: 7
Coding region: 2771-4816 (681 amino acids)
Cellular component (GO): nucleus
Source: RefSeq, a predicted model, not a curated record
AGGAUCAUGGAUCAGGAGCUGUCGCUCUUCCUUCCCGAGUCAGAACAACGGUCCCAACCGCAAGGGACAGAGACUCGACCACAACCACUACAUAGAACACAACCAGCGGACAGUUGGACUGAACAACCUCACUCUUGGUGGUCAUUAGAGAGACUGGGGGGAGUCCAGUCAGGGAUCCAGUCUGCAGCCCAGACCCUUCUCUUCACAGUCUCAGUGCAGGGAUGGAGCAGGGAAUGGGGCUGAUAGAUAGACCCUCCUGUUCCUAUGAUACAAACUCCACAGUAUCCAUGAUGAGCAGAGCAGAUCACCCUGGGAUUCAGAGGGAGCGCCCCCCCCCUAUCCACACGACAGGACAGUAGUGGAGAAGGUGGAAAGUUCCUCGGCGUACACAUCACAGACAAACUGAAAUUGUACACCCAUACAGACAGUGUGGUGAGGAAGGUGCAAUAGCGCCUCUUCAACCUCAUGGGGCUGAAGAAAUUUGUCUUGUCACCUAAAACCCUCACAAGCUUACAGAUGCACAAUUGAGAGCAUCCUGUCUGGCUGUAUCACCACCCGGUACGGCAACUGCACCGCCCACAACCGCAAGGCCCUCCAGAGGGUGGUGCGGUCUGCACAACGCAUCACUGGGGGCAAACUACCUGCCCUCCAGGACACCCACAGCACCCGAUGUUACAGGAAGGCCAAAAAGAUCAAGGACAACAACUACCCAAGCCACUGCCUGUUCACCCCGCUACCAUCCAGAAGACGAGGUCAGUACAGGUGCAUUAAAGCUGAGACCGAGAGACUGAAAAACAGCUUCUAUCUAAAGGCUAUCAGACUGUUAAACAGCCAUCACUGACACAGAGAGGGUACUGCCUACAUACUACCUAAAUCAUUGGCCACUUUAAUAAAUUAAUCACUAGUCACUUUAAUAAUGUUUACAUAUCUUGCAUUACUCAUCUCAUAUGUAUAUACUGUAUUUUAUACCAUCUAUUGCAUCUUGCCUAUGCCGCUUGUGGUGGUUCAUUUCUGUAUUAUCAAAUGAGGAGAGACAAACUUAUCACACAAGUCAGAGUUAUACUUAAACUGAAUCUUUAUUAGUGAGAGCUCUGCAAUAGCGACGGCUGGUCGACAAACCACCCUCAGAUGAUUUGUUGAGAGCCACGACACAAAGGCUACUAAAAUCUUUUAUAGCAAAGAUCCACUCCCUAGUCGACAUGACAAACAACAGAUGUGUGGAACGGGUCACAAGGUGAGACUUGAUAAAUGAGAAAGCAGUAUCCCGCAGCCAGAUAGCAUUUGCUAUGAAGACUGUUCUUAUUGUUCAGUUUGGCCCCUAAGACGAGGCUCCGAUCUCGUUCCUGGUACUUCAUAGCACAAAAACACCAACUCAUUCUGUGGCAUAAAUCAAUUGUCAACUCCAGAUACACCCAUCUCAAGUAUAACCCCUUCUUUACCACACGCCUGGACAAGCUCACUGAGGUGAGUGAGCCUCUAGGUCAUACACUAUCCCAGGAUAGGUGCAACAUCAGAGAUGACAUACAAUGGUUCCAGACACUACCCCACACAUCUUGUCUCAAACCUUAUUUCCCCCAAGGCCAAAGGAGAGAGUGACUGGCGCACAGACAUUGUGGAGACAAGUAGUUGGUUCCCCAUUAAUCACGCCAUUCCUUCACAUGGUUUAGAAAUAGGUAAAGACACAUUCACAUUUAAAGACAAUGUUCCCUCCUGUCCUCUUCUCUUUCUGAUAUUUUGCAUAGCACCAGGGACAUGUGAAAGACAAGCCUGACUUCUCCCCUCUAUGGGCCCCAGGUGACAGCCCCAGCUGAGGGUGGAAGUGAAACUGCCAACACCAGAGUCCGAAGGGCUGCAUUCAAAUAACUAUCAUAUUAGCAUAUUAUGCAGAUAAUACAUCUUAAUUAUCUAUGUUACCUAACAAAUUCUGAUUCUUACGCCACUUGCUUUUUCAUUGCUCAUCCAUAUAUUUAUAUGUAUAUACUCUUAUUCCAUUCCUUCCUGAGAUUUGUGUGUAUUAGGUCGUUGUUGUGGAAUUGUUAAACUACGUGUUAGAUAUUGCUGCACUGUCGGAACUAUAAGCACAGGCAUUUCGCUGUACUCGCAAUUAUAUCUAUGUGACUGAUUUGAUUUCAGAAGGUAUGCAGGGGAUGUCUGGGAACUAUUAUUUAGCAGAAAUAUUAUAGUUAUCAUGUGAAGUGUCUUGUGGUAAGAGAGUAAUUAACCACAUACCCCUCAUUAAUUAACACUUUGUUAACUUGUCAUUUGAAACAGGCUUGUGUAAAUACCUGUUUUUUACAGCGACAGUAAUCCUAGACUAGAACAAGCACUUGAAUAUUUACCUUACUGAGUAGAUGGAAUAAAGGAAUUAUUAUUUUCAACUCUAUUCUUGCUAACACACUGUUCGUUCUAAACAAGUAUUCUCUAAGCUUGAAAGAUAGUGAUCACGAAUAGAUUUGAUAUGUAACGUAAUAAUCAGUACCGUAUUUCAAAGAACAAGGCGCAUAACCUUUUCAGUUAACCACAGCCUUUGAGCUGUGAUGCCAACCAAUAAGAUUCUUUCUCUUCAGUGUAAGCGGAAGUGAACAGUUACCCAAAACAAUUAUCACGAUAGCGUUUUUAGUAUUGUUAUUUAGACGUUUAUUAACACCUUGGAACUCAAAAUAUGCCUAACUGCACAGAAAUACAUACUUAUCUCAGGUAGUGUUUAUUUCGCGUUGGAGACAGGACUUGGUUGCUAAAUGUUCUAGGUAAGGCUAGCUAGCUGCUAACAAUGGCUAACUGUAUGGGUUUUCACACUCAAAUAGCCUCCGUCAUGGAGGUGCUAGCGAAUGCCGCUGUGGCAGAGAUCUGUAAACUCGUAGAUGACGACUAUGCAGUGUUUCGUUUGGAAAUUACUCAAAGCCAGAAAGAAAACAAGACAUUGCGGAGGAAACUACAGCUGCUGGAACUGAAGGUGUCACGGGAGCGCGCAGAUAGGACCAUUCGUCCUAGAAGUGUCAAGAUCCUCGACCGAUACAGAGGAAUGGCAAGAGGUGAAGGACAUCUCACUGGAGGCCACAGGAGUUUUGUGAAGCCAGCAGGACACAACACAUGGAGAGAUGACCAACCAAUCACUGUUGAUGAGGGGAGUGGAACCUCAACCCAGCACGUUAUCAUGAUAGAGUCUGCAGAUGCAGAAGCUGCAGGUCCUGGAGGAUCAUCUCUGCUCAAGCAGGAGAGGACUGAAGGAGACGAUCCACAACAAAGCAGAAACAUCCAGACUGGAGCAGCGGCUGGAGUGGUGCCCCCUGAAUCCAUGGAGAACCUAUCCACCGCCGCCACGCCCCAGCCCAGGACCCGACACAGCAUCGCGGAGGAGGAGGGUCCAGAGGUGCUGCUGGGGAAGGAGGAGAGGUGUGAGGAGGGUCUGGGGAACCCUGAGGGGACGAUGGUCAUGGAGGACAACCAGACUACACCUCCUCCUGAACCCACAGAGGACCCAGCUGAACAGCACAGGACCACACACAGUCUCACUGAGUCAGUAGACAUGGAGGAUGGGAAGCCUGAUCUGUUGCUGGUCAAAGAGGAGACAAUAGAAGAUGGACCAGAGAGCAUUGAUCUGCUGAGUGGACUAAAGAUGGGGGAGCAAGAUGGUUGGUUGGAGGCUAACAGGGGAGACUGGGCGACCAUAUUAGAUUCCCAGACCCAGACCGGUGCAGCUAUUGGCCCAGGGGACGACAUCACUGAGCAGGGCUGGACCAGAGGUGACAUAGUGGAGUCUGCAGUCCAUGAGUACCUGCUGAUAUCCGGUGUUGCUGGCGGGAGAGACUGGACCUCUGAAUCGGCUGGUCACAAAUCCUGGCCCCGGAUCAGAACCCUGGAUCAGGAGCCAUCACUCUUCCGUCCCGAGUCACAACCAGGACCGAACCACGAGGGACAGAGACUCCACCACCACACAGAACACAACCAGUGGACAAGGGGACUGAACAACCACAAUCAUCGUGGUCAUCAGAGAGACGGAGGCUCCAGUCAGGGAUCCAGUCUGCAGCCCAGACCUUUCUCUUCACAGUCUCAGUGCAGUGAUGAAACAGGGCCUGGGGCUGAUAGAGAUAGACCCUCCUGUUCCUACACUACAGUAUCCAUGAUGAACAGAGCAGGUCACCCUGGGCUUCAGCCUUCACAGAGAGUGGUGGGAGACCCCCCAAGUGGGAGUCUAACAGGAAGUCUUUCUCCUUCAGGAUCUCAUCUACUGCCUGGUGAAUGGGUCCAUAGAAAGCCUGGACCUGGGUCUAGCCUUCCUCAGUUACCUCAUGGUUACCCCACCAAUACAGACAAGGUCAGGAUGGGUGUUCACCACAAGAUGUACUUAGCCUAUAACACAGCACACAAUCCCAACAACACCCAAACAAUGGUUAGAGGUCAAGGAGGAAGCUCAAAUACUAACCCCCUGGGGGUGGUGGCUCCUGCUUCUACCUCCUCUGGUGUCACUGGGUCACAACGUGUAAGGCCGAGCAUUAGGACAGACGCCGACAAGCCGUAUGCCUGCCCCACAUGUGGGAAGUGCUUCGCUGAGGCAACUUAUGUUAAGGAGCACCAGACCGUUCACACCAAGGAGAGGCCCUUCAAGUGUAAGCUGUGCUACAAGAGCUUCUCCUUCCGGAGUAACCUUAUCAGACACAGGAGUGUCCACAGUGGGAAGAAACCUUUCAGCUGUACCCAGUGUCAUAUGCGCUUCUCCCACUCGUCCAACCUGAAAAGGCACCAGAGGGUCCACACAGGGGAGAACCCUACAGCUGCCCCCAGUGUGAGAAGAGGUUCUCCCACCAGAACCAGCUGAAGAUACACCUGAAGGUCCACACGGGAGAAAGGCUGUUUGCCAGGAAGAGGUCCUCAGAAAGGAGCUACCUCAGGAUACACCAGCAGAAAAACCAUUCCACUCGAUAGCUUCUGACGUUUAUAUCAAACCCUGCAUUAAAGACAAAGAUGAAUUUUCAUUGUCAGCAGAAAAGAUCCACAGACGCAUUUGAAAUAACUAGAGUAGCAGAUUUCAGUGUUGAAUAUUCCUGGGUAAAAUACUGCAUCCAGACAUUGUGUGAUAUAUAAGCCUAAAAAGUCUGUUACAUAUUGUGUUUGUACUGUGUAGGCUAUAUUAUGUUCACAAAUGCCUAUUUUAUCAAGUUCAUGCAGAUUUUUUUCUCGAGACAGUACAAUGCAUUCAUCGUAAGAAAGCUGGGUAAAACAAUCAUAACACAGUCAUAGCAAGUACAUUUUCCCUCAAAGUACUUAGUGCCUUCAGAAAGUAUUAGCACCCCUUGACUUCUUCCACAUUUUGUUCUGUUACAGCCUAAAUUUUAAAUUGAUUCAAUGUCAAAGUGGAAAUGUGUUUUUCGAAAUUGUCUUAAGUCAAUAAGUAUUCAACCCAUUUAUUAUGGCAAGCCUAAAUAAGUUCAGGAGUAAAACUGUGCUUAACAAAUCACAUACGUUUUAUGGACUCAUUCUGUGUUCAAUAAUAGGGAUUAGCAUGAUUUUUCAAUGACUACCUCAUCUCUGUACCCCUCACAUACAUGUAAGGCCACUCAGUUGAGCAGGUAAUUUCAAUCACAGAUUCAACCACAAAGACCAGGGAGAUUUUCCAAUGCCUCGCAAUGAAGGGCACCUAUUGGUGGAUGGAUUUUUAAAAAAGCAUACAUUGAAUAUCCGUUUGAGCAUGGUGAAGUUAUUAAUUACAUUUUGGAUGGUUUAUCAAUACACCCAGUCACUACAAAGAUACAGACGUCCUUCCUAACUCAGUUGCUGGAGAGGAAGGAAACCGCUCAGGGAUUUCACCAUAAGACCACUGGUAACUUUAAAACAGUUACAGAGUGUAAUAGCUGUGAUAGGAGAAAAUUGAGGAUGGAUCAACAGCAUUGUAGUUACUCCACAAUACUAACCUAAUUAACAGAGUGAAAAGAAGGAAGCCUGUACAGAAUAAAAAUAUUCCAAAACAUGCAUCCUGUUUGCAACAAAGCACUAAAGUAAUAGUGCAAAAAAUGUGGCAAAGCAAUUCACAUGUUAUGUUUGGGCUAAAUCUAAUAAAACACAUUACUGAGUACCACUCUCCAUAUUUUCAAGCAUAAUGGUUGCUCCAUCAUGUUAUGGGUAUGCUUGUAAUCGUUAAGGACUGGGGAGUUUUUCAGGAUAAAAAAAACAAACUGAAUGGAGCUAAGCACAGGCAAACCCCUAGAGGAAAACCUGGUUCAGUAUGCUUUCCACCAGACACUGGGGGAUUAAUUCACCUUUCAGCAGGACAAUAACCCAAAAUAUAAGGCCAAAUCUACACUGAAGUUGAUUACCAAGACGACAGUGAAUGUUCCUGAGUGGCUGAGUUACAGUUUUGACUUAAAUCUACUUGAAAAUCUAUGGCAAGACCUGAAAAUGGUUGUCUAGGAAUGAUCAACAACCAAUUUGACAGAGCUUGAAGAAUUUUGAAAAGAAUAAUGGUCAAAUGUUGCACAAUCCAGGUGUGCAAAGCUCUUAGAGAUGUACUCAGACUCACAGCUGUAAUCCCUGCUUGACUCAAGGGUGUGAAUACUUAUGUAAAUUAGAUAUUUCUAUAUUUCAUUAGUAUAUUUGCAAACACUUCUAAAAAACGUUUUCACUUUGCCAUUAUGGGGUAAUGUGUGUAUAUGGGUGAGAAAACAAAUGUAUUUAAUCCAUUUGGAAUUCAGGUUGUAACACAACUAAAUGUGGAAUAGUUCAAGGGGUAUGAAUGCUUUCUGAAGGCGCUGUAUCAGCAAAAUCUGUGCUAGUAGGAAGAGACAUUUAAACGUUUUGGUGGUGGGGGGUGGGCACUGUGGGAUUAAUUUAAGGUACUCUUUGAAGAGAAAGGGUUUUAGGCGUUUUUGUAAGAUGGGCAGGGACUGCUGUCCUAGCUUCAAGGGGACACUUGUUCCACCAUUGGGAUGCCAGGACAGAGAAGAGCUUUGACUUGGCUGAGUGGGAGCUGAUCCCCCGUAGGGGUGGGACGGCCAAGUAACCUGAGGUGGCUCAGGUUCGGGUGUAGGGUUUUCGCAUAGCCUGAAAGUAGGAAGGGGCAGUUCACCUUGCUGCUCUGCAAGCACCAUGGUCUUGUAGUGGAUGCCAGCUUCAACUGGAAGCCAGUAGAGGAGCGGGGUGACAUGGGAGAACUUUGGAAGGUUGAACACAGGUGGGCUGCAGUGUUCUGGAUAAGUUGCAGGGGUUUGAUGUCACAAGCAGGGAGCCCAGCCAACAAAGAGUUGCAGUCAUCUAGACUGGAGAUGACAAAAGCCUGGAUUAGGACCUGCGCUGCUUCCUGUGUGAGGAAGGGUCGUACUCUACGGAUGUUGUAGAGCAUGAACCUGCAGGAGCGAGUCACUGCUUUGAUGUUUGCAGAGAAUGUCAGGGUGUUGUCCACAAGGUUCUUUGAAUUUUGGAGGUGGACACCUUGGAGUUGUCAACCGUGAUGGUUGUGUCAAACUGCAAUGCUGCUGGGUUUUUCACGCUCAACAGUUUCCCGUGUGUAUCAAGAAUGGUCCACCAACCAAAGGACAUCCAGCCAAUUUGACACAACUGUGGGAAGUAUUGGAGUCAACAUGGGCCAGCAUCCCUGUGGAAUGUUUCGACACCUUGUAAAGUCCAUGCCCAGGCGAAUUGAGGCUGUUCUGAGGGCAAUGUUUUGUACACUCAGUGUACACUUAAAUAUAAAUAAAUAUACCUACACAUACCCACACACUAACAAACAUCUACUGUACACAUCAAAAUAGUUUAGUCAGGUUUGUCUGAUGACUUGACUUUCUAUAGCUGACUCAUUUACCCACAUCAUAUUUAUUUACGAUGAUGGAUUUAAUAGAUACAGCAACAUCCCUCAGUGUCUUUGGGGAGGUGACAAAACCUUUUUUGAGAGGAAACUAUCUAAUUUGCCUCACAUCUUAAUUAAACUUGCAAUAAACAAAUUGUAGACUUUGAAAAACAUUACUCUGGUUGAAAACGAGCAGAAACAAAUGUUUACAGAGCAAAAGGGGAAGAUUUUAACAGUGCUAAAACAUGAGUAUAACACCUUACUACGAUCUAAUUUAUAAUGCAUCACACAAGAGUAACAUAUUAUUCUGAAGGGGAACAUGAUAGUAGACUUUUGGCUGCAAGGCUUAAGCAAAAUGAAGCCUUUUCUUGUAUCAAUACAAUUCAAACACCAUCUGCUAAGAUGUCACAUGACCCAGUAGAAAAUAAGGAUGUCAGAGGAUGACCCUGAUCAUAGUAAGAUGACACAUUUCUUAACAUUGGACCAUCCCAAACUCAAUCUGAAUUCCAUGAUUCUCCACUUGGUCUUAAAGAACUCAGGAGCGCAUUAACAUCUAUAAGAAGAGGCAAACCACCAGGGCUUGAUGGUUUUUCUUCUGAGACAUUUCUUGAAAUAUGGGAUAUUGUCGGGACACUAAUUCUUGGUUCCAUCAGUCAUGCAUUAAAACAUGGUGAAUUCCAUAGAGACCAAAACACAUCACUGAUUACAGUUUUGCUAACAAAGGGCAAAUCUCCCCUAGACUGUAAAAUGUAUAGGCCCUUAAGCUUUAUCACACCUGAGCUCAAGCUGUUUGCAAAAGGUACUUGCCAUUAGAUUGGAACUGCUUGUAGGAAAUCUAAUUAACGGUGAUCAAACUGGGUUUAUAAAGGGUUGUUCAGCUUCUGACAAUAUUAGACAUCUAUAUUCCAUAUCAUAUAUAUGAGUCAGACUAUUACCCAGUCCCUGCUGCAUUUAUUUAGUUUGGAUGCAGAAAAAGCCUUUGAUAUGAUAUAAUGGAACUAUCUGUGGUUUGUUUUGGUAAAGGAUUUACCUCCAUGUUAAAAACAUUGUAUUCUGCACCCCAAGCAGUUGUAACCAGACAGGAAACAUUUCAUCCAAGCCUUGACGUUUACAACGUUCCUCAAAACAAGGAUGUCCAUUAUCACCAAUGCUCUUUGCCCUGUCUUUAGAGCCCCUUUUUCAAGUGAUCAGAUUGGACCCACUUAUUUCACUCAUCAAUGUUAAAAAGGUUUGCAGCAUAAAGUGUCACUAUGCCGAUGACACUAUUGUGUUUCUCAGACAGCCCAAAUUCCCUUUGACAGAUUCUGAAAUGUACUAUUUUCAUUUUUUUUUCUGGAUAUAAAAUGGGCUGAACCCAAUUAGUCCACUGAUCAAUUGUUUGGUCGAUAGGCUGUUGGUCAACCAAGAUUAUUUCUGUAGAGCAGUUGCAAAUAUAUAUAUUUUUAUAGGCACACAAGACACCUGUUUUAUUCGCACCCAUCUCAGUUGACUAAUCCAUUGCGGAGGCCCGGGGGAUGGCACAGUCCAAGAAGAAGGGGAGUGUGGCUAAGAUGCGCAAUACGCUCUCUCCUGCAAAUUUGUGCACAAUCAUUGUUUCAUAACUAAAUUGUAUACAUUGUUUGUGUAUUUCAAUUCCCCAUUACAGUAGUACAUUUACCGUUAAUUGCUAUAAUUUCUAAUCUACAAUGUUUGUUUGGUUACGGUAAUUUAUGUUAAUACAUUCAAUAGCCUAUAUUAUUA